Messenger RNA from Octopus bimaculoides (California two-spot octopus), 1141 nucleotides. RefSeq lists its product as uncharacterized. Gene Ontology annotation, molecular function: DNA binding. The record is from RefSeq and is a predicted model, not a curated record. NCBI's taxonomy places the organism in Eukaryota, Metazoa, Mollusca, Cephalopoda, Octopoda, Octopodidae. Gene Ontology annotation, biological process: DNA integration; DNA transposition.
AUUUGGUAUUCUACCCAGUUCGUAGAGUUUGAUGCUGGUACAUGGGUGCAGCACGACAGGGUGUUUCAAUGUUGAUAAAAGGAAAAAGAAAACAGAACAAUGUCGAAACAAAAUUAAAUGUUCUAUACAUGACUGUUUAAUCAUGCCAUGUACAAAAGAAGCCUUGGAACUGUCUGAAUCUCAAAGUAGCCAUAUUGUGGAUCAUUCUGAAGGUGGACAUAGUCAGCACAAAAUCGAAGAAAACCUUAUAAUCCCACUUUCUACAGUUAAUAGAGUGAUUUGCAAUUCACCAGGGAGGUCUACAUCACCUCGCCCAGAUCAAUCAGGGCCCUCGAGCAGGACCCUUCACUUUGUUAAGAGAAUUGUGGAGGAUAAUCUUCAUUGCAAGGCCUCUGACAUAGCAGAACAAGUUGAUGUCAGUCCUAGAACAGCUGUCAUGUAUCUCCACAAACUUGGUUACGAUGGCAGAGCAGCAAGAAGGAAGCCAUUUCUUCAGCCAGCCAAUAUCAAGCAGAGAAAAGAUUGGGCCAGUGAGAUGGUGGAGAGGCCACUAGCAUUUUGGGACACUGUCAUAUUUUCUGAUGUGUCCAGAUUUGCUUUAUUUUCUGACAGUGGUCAAGUGUGGGUCUGGAGACUGUCAUCAAGAAUUUGACGUGAAAAGACUGCAACCAACAAUGAAACAUGGCAGCUAUUCUGUGAUGGUCGGGGUGGAGGAGCAAUUUUAAGCAAUGGUUGAUCAGAGGUGAUGGAGUAUAAGAGAAACAUAAACUCAGAUAAAUAUGUAUCCAUAUUACAGAAAGGACUCCUUCCAAUCUUCUCCAGUGGUAAAAUGAUUAAAGAAGACUCUUUAUUUAUGCAAGAUGUCACAUGGCUGAAAUUUGUUGGAUGAGAAUGGCAUUAAAAAGCUUCCAUGGCCAAACCAGUCACCAGAUAUGAACCAUAUUGAACACCUCUGGGACAUAAUGUACAGGACACUUCAUAAAAAGAACAGGAAAGCAUCUUCAAAGCCGGAUCUUUUAAGAUUAUUGCGUGAAACUUGGCCAGAAAUUCUGCAGAAGAAUAUUCAUCAUCUAAUCAGUAACAUACCUAAUAGGGUCCUUGCCUUGAAAAAUGCAAAGGGGGCAUAUCUAAAAAGAAAUUA